Molecule: messenger RNA, 5113 nt
Organism: Erpetoichthys calabaricus (reedfish)
Lineage: Eukaryota; Metazoa; Chordata; Cladistia; Polypteriformes; Polypteridae
Gene: krit1
Product: KRIT1 ankyrin repeat containing
Exons: 17
Coding region: 189-2420 (743 amino acids)
Biological process (GO): regulation of establishment of cell polarity; cell redox homeostasis; negative regulation of angiogenesis
Cellular component (GO): plasma membrane; cytoskeleton
Molecular function (GO): protein binding
Source: RefSeq, a predicted model, not a curated record
ACACAGAAAUGCAAGGAUAACCUUUAACCCGGAAGCAUUCUCCCGGUGAACUGAUGUUUUGCUUCGGCUACAAUUGAUGUGAAAGGGUGAGGCUGGUGAGGGCUGGAGGGACGCUCUAUUUUUAGUAUGGCUGCUCCUAGUAGCACACUGACAUGAUGCUACAGCUUCACUGAAAGGCCAGAUGCAUCAUGGGAAACAAAGCCAUCCUAGAAGAUGUAUUUGUUGCUGUGAUUCGCCCCAAGAAUGCUGCCAGCCUUAACUCAAAGGAAUAUAGAGCCAAGGCAUAUGAAAUUCUUCUUUUAGAAAUACCUUUAGAAGGAAAAGAGAAAAAAAGAAAAAAAGUUUUAAUGACAACCAAAGUUCAAGGGGAUUCGGAUUUCUUCAAAGUUAUUUUGGAAUAUGUUGAUGAGAUGACCAGACCCAUAUCGACAAACAAUCAAGGUUUCAAAGGCAAACGUGUGGUUCACAUGAAGAACUUCUCCCUGGAUGGAGAAGUUGCUGGAAAAGAGGUCCCACUGUUCGUUGUGCCUGUUACAGUCAAAGAUAACAGCAAGACGGUGUUUUGUCCCGGAAGUCCUAGUUUCUACUGUUUGCAAGACAUUAUGAGAGUCUGCAGUGAAACAAGCACUCAUUUUUCUACUAUUACCGCCAGAAUGUUAAUUGCACUAGACAAGUGGUUGGCAGAGCAGCAUGCUGUAUCUCAUGCUAUACCAGCACUCUUCAGACCAUCACCUGCUGAAAGAGUCAAAACAAAUGUAACAAAUCCGGCAUAUACCAAUGAAACGAGUCAAUCAGAGGGCAUAUUGCACAUGGGAUAUACCGCUCUAGAGAUCAAGAGUAAGAUGAUGUCUUUGGAGAAAGCAGACAUGUGCGUAUUCAACCCCCUCUAUGGAUCUGAUCUCCAGUACACAAAUAGAGUGGACAAGGUUGUUAUAAAUCCAUAUUUUGGUCUUGGUGCCCCUGACUAUUCAAAGAUUCAAAUUCCAAAAAGGGAGAAAUGGCAGCGCAGCAUGAGCAGUGUUAGUGAAGACAAAGAACGCCAGUGGGUGGAUGAUUUCCCACUGCAUCGCAGUGCCUGUGAAGGUGAUGUUGAAUUGCUUACAAAGCUUCUAGACAGUAACGUUUCUGUAAAUCAGCUGGACAGUGAUCACUGGGCUCCUAUUCAUUAUGCAUGUUGGUAUGGAAAGGCUGAGGCAACCCGACUAUUACUGGAGAAGGGCAAAUGUAAUCCAAACCUCUUGAAUGGACAGUUGAGUUCGCCACUUCAUUUUGCUGCUCGAGGAGGGCACUCUGAAAUUGUACAGCUACUUUUACAACACCCUGAAACUGACAGACAUAUUACUGAUCAGCAAGGAAGAUCGCCUUUGCAGCUCUGUGAAGAAAGUAAACAAAAUGAUUGGGAGGCAACAGUCCUGUUACUGCAACAAGCCAAUAAUAAACCAUAUGAAAAGAUAAGAAUUUACCGUAUGGAUGGCUCCUACCGUUCAGUAGAACUAAAGCAUGGUAACAAUACAACUGUGCAACAGAUAAUGGAAGGCAUGAGGUUAUCUCAGGAGACACAGCAGUACUUCACCAUUUGGAUCUGCUCAGAAAACCUCAGUCUUCAACUAAAACCAUAUCACAAACCCCUGCAGCAUUUGCGGGACUGGCCAGAAAUAGUAUCUGAGCUUACGGCUUUUGACCCUCAACGUGAAACUCCACAGCUGUUUCUACGAAGAGAUGUGAGACUACCACUGGAUGUUGAAAAAAAGGUGGAGGAUCCUCUUUCAAUUCUCAUCUUGUUUGAUGAAGCUCGACACAGUCUUCUGAAAGGCUUCUUUCCAUCAACGGAUAGCAAACUUAUAACACUGGCCAGCCUUUUGUUACAGAUCGUGUAUGGCAAUUAUGAAAGCAAAAAGCACAAGCAAGGAUUCCUAAAUGAAGAAAAUCUGAAAUCUAUUGUCCCAAUCACCAAGCUCAAAAGCAAAGCACCACACUGGACUAAUAGAAUUCUUCAUGAAUAUAAGAGCCUUAGUACCAGUGAGGGAGUUAGUAAGGAGAUGCAUCAUUUACAGCGACUAUUUCUUCAAAACUGCUGGGAUAUUCCAACAUAUGGAGCUGCCUUUUUCACAGGGCAGGUGUUUACAAAAGCUAGCUCUAGCAAUCACAAAGUAAUAAGAGUUUAUGUGGGAGUCAAUACUAAGGGACUGCAUCUCAUGAACACAGAAACCAAGGCAUUGCUCAUUUCUCUUAAGUACGGGUCCUUCAUGUGGCAGCUGGGAGAAGCAGAUCACUAUUUUCAAAUUCACAGCUUGGAAAACAAGAUGAGCUUUAUAGUCCAUACCAAACAGGCUGGACUUAUUGUAAAGCUCCUGAUGAAGCUAAGUGGACAAAUGACUCCAAAUGAAAGAAGUAUCACGGAAAAAUACGCAUAUGGAUAACAGGCAUCUUCGUUUUACUGAUUGUACAAUUUUUAAUUACUGUUUUUUUUAUUUGUUUUUAUUCAUGAUGUAAAUAGUGCAAAGAGUUGAAUUUUUAAUCUAAAUCCAUUUCUCCCAGUUACCAUUACACAGAUCCAAGCCCAUCUACUCACCGCUCAUGUACUCCUCUUUAUGCAGCUUCUUUUGAAUCCCUGUCACAUCAGAAUGGCUCUUGAGGUCUCUUUGUGCACCAACCAAAAAAGAAACCAGAAUGUGCAUUUUUUUUUAAUUUCACAACAGCCAAAGAAGAAACUACGCCAGCUUCAAAGUAUACAGAAAGCAGUUCAAUAGCCUUUUUUCUACGACUAUCAAACUGUACCAGGCUGUAUUGCUGACGUGAUACUGCAUACGCAACUGCAAACAUUUUGGAUCUUCAACAUAAAUUCUGUACACAUUGUUCUUUUAUAGGACAGUGCUCUGCAUAUGCACUAUAUGGCCAAAAGUAUGUGGACCCCCUCCAAAUGAUUGAGUUUGGGUGUUUCAGCCCCACUCAUUCUUAACACUAGAAUUACCAGAGUCUAUGAAAAAACUUGUAGAUCUGGCCCACCUUAAAACCGUUCUCACUUCUCCGCCAGCGUCUUUUGUCUUCUAAAUGUGCCGAUUAAGACGAGCAGCAAGCAGCCGGCUAUUCCAUCCCCCACCGUCACAGAACGUUCACUAAGUUCUCCCAGCUCAUGCCUUGUUUGAUUAUCUGGGAGUGACUGCUGGAGUUUUAGAGUGGAAAUAAUAGAUCGCUAUUUGGAACACACGCAUUUGAUGUGUGUUCCAUUUCUACAGUAAUCUGUGUAAACACAUUUUUAAAACAAACUUUUUCAUAUUUUAGUAAUAAAUGUUACAAAAUGUAGGCAUAAACUAUACAAUGUGUGAAACCUGAAGUCCAAAGAUCAAAUAAACACUUUCACAAAAGGUUCAAGAACAGUACAACACCUUCUGUGGCGUAACGCUAAGAUUUGCUGACUCAGAGCGCAGCAACCCUAGUGUGCCUCAGAGACCAGAGUUCGAUUCCCAGCUGGGGAGAAAGUGUUGUUUUUUUUUUUUUUUCUUUUUAACCUCAAAGGAACAUAACGAUUUACAGUGCAUACCAAUUUAUAAAUUUUAAGUUUAAAAUGUCGAUCGCGACAUUUCAGCUUCUGAUCCGACUCUAACAGCGGCAGUAUAAAUUCUCACCCGAUCUAACGCUAUUCGUUUAAAAAAUAAUAUUGCAUAAUAGCGCAUCUUUAUGUGAAAAUAGCAGUAUCAGAUGGGGAGUGUCUGAUGAUUUCAUAUAGCGCUGAAGUCACUGCUCUUUACUAUGCUUUCCUCUGCAUGUCCUGGAGUUCAAAAUAAACAGUGGUAGUAUGUAUCGUGAUACACUGCAGAGCUAUAGCUCCUUUUUAUGUGAAAAUAGCAAUGUUAGAUGGGGAGGGAAGGGGAAGGAUCCUGAACGUGACUGAGAGAAUGAAAAGUGAAUAAAAAAAACAAAAAAACAAAGCUAACCUUUACAAGUAUCAUAACUUACACAGGCUGUUACAGACUGAAAUCAAAUGUAUGUUUUUAUUCUAAAAUAGUAAGAAUAAGAGCAGUUCACUUCUCAAAAGGGAGUUGUGCAGGAUCGAACUCGUGACCUUUCGAUUCCCAGUCAGCAGCUGAUACUGCAGUAAUAGUAAAUGUGUGUCAGUGUCACAUGAAUGCAUGCUUCCUGCAGUUAUUUUUGAAUAAAAGCGCACUUGUUCUGUUAUAUUUGUAUCUUUUAUGAAAGCGUUUCUUUGAUAUUUGGACUUCAGGCUUCAUACAUUAUAUAGUUUAUGCCUACAUUUUGUCAUUUACUACUAGAAUAUGAAAAAUGUUUGUUUUAAAAAUGUGUUUACACAGAUUACUGUAGAAACUGAACACACAUGAAAUGCGUGUGUUCCAAAUAACGAUCUAUUAUUUCCACUCUAAAACUCCACUUCACUCCCAGUCAAUCAAUCAAGGCAUGAGCUGGGAGAAGUUCGUGCACGUUCUAAGUUAGUGGGGGGAUGGAAUAGCCGGCUGCUUGCAGCUUGUGUUUAUCUGCAAAUUUAGAGGACAAGACGCUGGCGGAGAGGUGCGAACGGAUUUAAGAAGCGAUUUAAGGUGGGACGGAUCUACAAGUUUUUUCGUAUGCUCUGGUAAUUCUAGUGUUAAUCGGUGCAUAAACUUAAGAGCAUGGCCACGCCAUCUCCAUUGACAAACACUGGCAGUGGACCGAAGAGCCCUUUAAAUGUGGCACUGUCAUACGAUGCCUUUUUGUCACAACUCUGUACGUGAAAUGUCUGCUCUGCCAGAUCUGUCCUGGUCAGCAAGUGGAAACCUCUAGAAGCAACACCAGCUCAUCCACAGAGUGGGCUGGCUGAUUGCUCGCUAGGUCUUGACAUCCAACAUCAGUACCUCACCUCACAAGUGUUCUUUUGGCUGAAAUGUCCACAAACCCACCCAAACAUUUUGUGGAAAGCAUUCCCAGAAAAGUGGAGGCUGUUAUAGCUGCAAAUGGGAGGCCAACUCCAUGUCAGUGCCACUAGUUUUGGAAUGGCACAUCCAACAAGAUCACAUAGGUGUGUGAAGGUCAGUGGACCCAAAACUUCUGGCCAUAUAGUGUACCUGUAAAUAUAAAUUGUUAGCUAUAUAUUUAUAAAUAAACUGUAAUUGUAUUUUCA